Molecule: messenger RNA, 870 nt
Organism: Perkinsus marinus ATCC 50983
Lineage: Eukaryota; Perkinsozoa; Perkinsida; Perkinsidae
Product: beta-tubulin, putative
Exons: 9
Biological process (GO): microtubule cytoskeleton organization; mitotic cell cycle
Cellular component (GO): cytoplasm; microtubule
Molecular function (GO): GTPase activity; GTP binding; structural constituent of cytoskeleton
Source: RefSeq, a predicted model, not a curated record
AUGAUGAACGGUCCGGCCAAUAGGGAGAUCAUUACUCUACAACUAGGCCGCUGUGGCAACAAUAUGGCGCAUGAGUUCUGGCGGGAUCUUUGCGAAGAGCAUCUCAUCGAGUAUCGAGAUGGCUCAGGUACGUAUACUGGGGAGGUCGAUGGCAUCAGGAGGGACCAUAUCUCGGUGUUCUUCAAUGAGGGCUCCAAGGGCCGAUACGUCCCUCGCACUGUACUGGUAGACUUGAACUUGUCCGACCUCCAACAAGUGACCGGCAGCUCCGAUGGUUUGGGCUCCCUCUAUCGUCCUGAGGGGAUCAUAGCUAAUGAUGAGGGAUCUGGUAACUGCUACGCCCGAGCAUUCCACACAGAGGGACCUGACUUAGCCGAGCAUGUCCUUGAGACGGUUCGCAAGGAGGCGGAGAGCUGCGACUGUCUUCAAGGUGUGCAGUUUGUCCAGUCUCUAUGUGGUGGAACGGGAGCUGGUCUAGGAGGCCUCUGUAUGAAGACCAUCUCGGACUUCCUCGACAGUGGAGUCGGCGUUAAAUGCAUCAUGCAAAGCUUCGCCACCGUCCCUUCUCCUGAUGUCGGUGAUAGAGUAUUGGAGUACUACAAUGCAGCUCUCGGUGUGCAGGAUCUGAUGGACUACUGUCAUCAGGCAUUCCUCUUCGACAACAUGGCCUUGUCGGCUAUUUGCCAGAAAACUCUCAAUAUGGAGGUUCCGAGGUUCUCUAAUAUGAACAACAUAGUUGCCCUUGCGAUGAGCGGCAUAACGAGUUCCCUCCGAUUCCCUGGUACUCUUGAUGCAGACCUCCGUAAGAUGCAUACCAAUCUCGUGCCCUUUCAGAACGCCCAUUUCCUCAUGACUGGUAUGCUAUCAUCA